AUGAUUGUAGCCAGUCACUUUAAGAAAUGUCCAUCCAAAGGAAUAACGCAGGCCCCUAUUUCACCAACGGUCGUUGGAACCUCAACAUCCCAGUCAUGUAAUUGUCUCGAAUGUAAAAGAUCCUUCACCACCAAAACGGGUCUCGGUCUUUAUCGGAAACGAACCCACCCAGAGAAUUUCAACUCCGAGAUUACAACGACCAGAAUAAAAGCUAGAUGUAACACAACAAAAGUAACCCCGGAGGUUGUGACUUUCUCCUGCUCCGAAUGUGAAAGGGACUUCCCCACUAAAAGUGGACGAAGCCUUCACAUAAAAUCCCAGCAUAAAAACGCUUCACUGACUACAUCACAAAGUGAAAGGCGUUGGGACGAAGAGGAAGACCUAAUCUUAGCACGACUGGAAACACAAGCAAAAAGUAAUGGGAUUAAAGACAUUAACAAGUACAUCUUUGAUCAGAAAUGUCUCCCUGGAAGAACUUUUGACUCUAUUAAAAGUCGUAGGAAGCAACCGCGAUACUUCAAAGUGCUCUCCUCCCUAAAUAGCCCUGUCCAACUGGAAAGAAUUGAAGAGAUUCCCCCUCUUUCUCCUCCUAUAACGGAACCUAAUGUACAAGUCAAAAAAUGUUGGAAAGACCUAAUUAUGGAGUUCCUGAAACAACUCCCCGAAGAAUCUGCGGAAUGGGGGGAAUCCCUUCUAGACCACAUCAUCUUAGACAUCGAAAACGGAAAUAUAAUAAAUCAACUUGACGCCCAAGCAAAGCUCUUGCUCAUGCCCCAAAAAGCCAAAGCCAAUAAAAGUAAACCUGAGAACACCAAGACUUCCUUGAUCCCCAAAAAAGAUAAGCCAGAGAACCCAAUGAUUUUCGCCCAAUUACCAUAUCUUCGGUCAUCGCUUUUUCAUAAAAUCCUAGUGACGCGCUGCACAUCAUCACUUCAGCUAAACCCCUCUCAAAGAGCCUUCAUCCCAGCCAGCGGCUGCGAAGAAAAUAUAUUUGUAUUAGAAUAUCUACUAAAGAGCAAGAAAACCACCCACAUUGCACUUUUAGACAUCCAGAAAGCGUUCGACUCUGUCCACCAUGCCUCAAUCAUACGGGCGGCUGUCCGUCAAUGGGCUCCUGAACAAUUUGAAUUACCACUCAAAGCAGUUAAAUACCCAGAAAUAAAUAACGAGCCCUGUAAAACAAAUGAAGAUAUCUACGAAAAAACAGCUAAAGACCUAUAUAAAAUGCUCGAUGGGAGAGGCCUUAAACACGCUAAAGAAGUCCCAACCAUCCAUUCAUGGAAAAUAGAUGGAAAUAAACUCGAGACAGGAGCAUCCAACAUAUCCUCCAUCAAAGUCCACGGCAACCUACUUCCAACGCAAGCAAGGGCUGCAAGGGGGCGAAAUGAAACACCUAUGUGUAACGCAGGGUGUAACGGUCGUGCAUCCCUAAGUCACAACGCCCAAGCGUGUUCCAGAAAACACGGGGCACGAAUCAGAAGACACGACGCCAUAGUAAAGUUAGUAAAUGAAAAACUAAAGAAUCUAAACUUUACCACCUUAACUGAACCAAAGAUUAAAACAGAAGCAGGAUUACGUAAGCCAGACAUCAUCAUCAUUAACAGCAUUGAAUCUUGGGUGAUCGACGCGCAAGUAGUCAACGACUAUGACGAUCCUGAAGACCUGCACCACCUUAAGAAACAGUAG
Messenger RNA from Darwinula stevensoni, 1686 nucleotides. NCBI's taxonomy places the organism in Eukaryota, Metazoa, Arthropoda, Ostracoda, Podocopida, Darwinulidae. The record is from the annotation of a GenBank genome assembly.